AUGGACAUGUUUUAUAAGAUACUGCCCUCGGGUGAGUAUGUGUCACAACUUUGAAUACAAAGUGAAACGUUGAAAUGACUGAACUACUGGGAGUGUGUGUCUCUGCUACCAUAGACCCUGUUUUCCAACAUCGAGUCCAUCCUGGACGUUCACAGAGAGGUUCUGUCUGCAUUGGAGGCCAGCCUGCAGCCGGAGCCACAGCCCGGGCACGCCCUCGGACACGUCUUCCUCCAGUUUGUGAGUGACACACACUUCCAUUCACACGCACACACGUGUAUACGCACACAGAGACCGGCAUGAUCAUAAACACAGACACACACACACACGUACACGCGCGCACACACAAACAUACACACACACAGUCAACUCUAUUUGUUUCACCCUUUUCACUGUUUCCAUUAACCACAGUUGAGGAUAAAACUUCAAAACUGCUAAGAAUAAAAUAAAAUAGCCCUCCACAACUCUCUUUCACAUAAUAAUAUACACAAUCCACUCCUUCUCUUCCCUACUCACCAAUUUGUCCCCCCAUCCCACUCCCCCAUCCCCUCAAAAAGCCUGUAUCCUGUUAGCCAGAAAGACCCCUCUUUCUGUUGCUUGCCAGCCCCAUGCAAGGCCCCUGGUCACUGGCAUCCCCUUCAGCAGAUUGCUUUCCACCUCCCGUCAUCUCUUCCUACCAACCCCUCCCUCUCAUCCUCAUCCCCCCCCCCCUUUUGAACUAAUUUGGCCCUUGGGGACAACCAAUAACUGCCUUUGUCGUGGGAAGAGAUGACGGUGUCAGUCAUCAAUGGGACAAUGGCGGAACUAGUUGCUCUCGAGCGCAUACACACAGAAACACACACACACACACACAGAGUCACGUGCCCACACAUACAUACAUACAUACAUACAUAUACACACACACAUACACACACGGACACACACACACUGAGGGGACUUUGUAGAAUAAGAGGCGUUGAAUGGAACAUUCAUUCAGUUGAAGGAAAGUAUGCUGUAAAUGGGGUUUGUUCAAAGGGAAAGCUCCUGUAGUCAAAACAGAAAACGAUCAGUAUUAUCAUCGUUCAUUGUAUCAGUUGAAUGGAUUUCAAAAUGCCUUAAACUUAAACAUCUUUAAACUUCAGAAUUUCAAGGAAUGAGAGACUCACCUGUCAUUUUUUUUACCCAACUAAAAUCUUCUGUAAUAAGGUUUUUCGUUUAGUUAUAGUACAUUGGUCUGUGUAGUAGUACCAGAGAAAGUGAGAGGCCUCCCAAGUAUUCCUCACACAGCAGUGGUUUGUCCGGAAAAUGUUGAAUGGGGUGGCCAAAGUGGGGCACAGACCCAGUUUAGGGUGGUCAUAACAUUUUGAACCUUAAUCGAUGCAAGGUGGAUUUUUUCCAAUAUAAUUAUGAUGGUUCAACGCAUUAAAUGCUUCAGCUUUGGUUUGGUACAUUUCCCUGUUCAAAUAAAUCAUAAAUCAAUUCCAAAAGUAUUGUUAGUGUUUGCAUUCAAGGUGAAACUUUUAUAUAAGGGUAUUUGCAAGUAGGGAAUAAAAAUAUAUAUAUUUUAUGGGCUUUAUAGUAAAGACGUACUUUAACUAUGAACAUUUAUUACCAUUUUAAUGUGACAUGAUACAAUUGUAUUAGUCACAUGCUUCGUAAACUAACAGUGAAAUGCUUACUUACGGGCCCUUCACAACAAUGCAGAGAGAAAGAAAAUAGAGAAAUAAUAGAAAAGUAAAACACGUAAUAAUAAAAGUAGUAAUAAAUACACAACGAGUAACGAUAACUUGGCUAUAUACACGGGGUACCAGUACCGAGUCGAUGUGCAGGGGUACGAGGUAAUUGAGGUAGAUAUGUACAUAUAACUAGGAAUAAAGUGACAGAUAAUAAACAGUAGCAGCAGCGUAUGUGAUGAGUCAAAAAAGAUAGUGCAAAAAGGGUCAAUGCAGACAGUCCGGGUAGCUACUUGGUUAACUAUUUAACUAACUAUUUAGCAGUCUUAUGGCUUGGAGGUAGAAGAUGUUCAGGGUCCUGUUGGUUCCAGACUUGGCACUGCUUGCCAUGCGGUAGCAGAGAGAACAGUCUAUGACUUGGGUGACUGGAGUCUUUGACAAUUCUUUGGCCCUCCCUCUGACACCGCCUGGUAUAGAGGUCCUGGAUGGCAGGAAGCUCGGCCCCAGUGAUGUAAUGGGCCAUACGCAUUACCCUCUGUAGCACCUUGUGGCCGAAUGCCAAGCAGUCGCAGUGAUGCAGCCAGUCAAGAUAACUUUUUGAGGAUCUGAGGGCCCAUGCCAAAUCUUUUCAGCCUCCUGAAGGGGAAGAGGCGUUGUCGUGCCCUCUUCACGACUGUGUUGUCGUGUGUGGAACAUGAUAGAUCCUUAGUGAUCUGGACACAGAGGAAGUUGAAGCUCUUGAACCGCUCCACCACAGCCCCGUCGAUGGGAAUGGGGGUGUGCUCGGCCCUCCGUUUCCUGUAGUCCACAAUCAGCUCCUUUGUCUUGCUGACAUUGAGGGAGGGGUUGUUGUCCUGGCACCACGCAGCCAGGUCUCUGACCUCCUCCCUAUAGGCUGUCUCAUCGUCAUUAGUGAUCAGGCCUAGCAUCGUCGUGCUAUCGGCAAACUUAAUGAUGGUGUUGGAGUCAUGUGCGGCCACACAGUCGUGGGUGAAGAGGGAGUACAGGAGGGGACUAAGCACGCACCCCUGAGGAGCCCCCCGUGUUGAGGGUCAGUGUGGCCUGUGUGUUGUUGCCUACCCUCACCACCUGGGGGCGAUCCGUCAGGAAGUCCAGGAUCCAGUUGCAGAGGGAGGUGUUCAGUCCCAGGGUCCUGAGCUUUGUGAUAAGCUUGGAGGGCACUAUGGUGUUGCACACUGAGCUGUAGUCAAUGAACAGCAUUCUCACAUAUGUGUUCCUCUUGUCCAGGUGGGAAAGGGCAAUAUGGAGUGAAAUAGAGAUUGCGUCAUCUGUGGAUCUCUUGGGGUGGUAUGCGAAUUGGAGUGGGUCCAGGGUGGUGAUAUGAGCCAUGACCAGCCUUUCAAAGCAUGUCAUGGCUACAGAUGUGAGUGCUACGGGGAGAUAGUCAUUUAGACAGGUUACCUUGGCAUUCUUGGGCACAGGGACUAUGGAGGUCUGCUUGAAACAUGGAAGUAUUACAGACUGGGUCAAUACGCGUGCUGGUAAUCUGUCUGGUCCUGCGGCCUUGUGAAUGUUUACCUGUUUUAAAUGUCUUACUCACAUUGGCUACGGAGAGCGUGAUCACACAGUCGUCCGGAACAGCAGGUGCUGUCAUGCAUGGUUCUGUGUUGCGUGCCUCAAAAUGAGCAUAGAAGGCAUUUAGCUCGUCUGGUAGGCUCGCGUCACUGGACAGCUUGCAGCUGGGUUUCCCUUUGUACUCUGUGAUAGUUUGCAAGUCCUGCCACAUCCGAAAAGUGUCAGAGCCGGUGUAGAAGGAUUCGCUCUUAGUCCUGUAUUGAAACUUUGCCUGUUUGAUGGUUCUUAUAAGCGUCCGGAUUAGUGUCCCGCUCCUUGAAAGUGGCAGCUAUAGCUCAAUGCGGAUGUUGCCUGUAGUCCAUGGCUUCUGGUUGGGAUAUGUACAUACGGUCACUGUGGGGACGACAUUGUCGUUGCACUUAUUAAUGAAGCAGGUGACUGAUGUGGUAAACUCCUCAAUGCCAUCGGAUGAAUCCUGGAACAUAUUCCAGUCUGUGCUAGUGAAACAGUCCUGUAGCUUAGCAUUCGCUUCAUCAGACCACUUCCAUAUUGAGCGCGUCACUGGUACUUGCUAUUUGAAUUUUUGGUUGUAAGCAGAAAUCAGGAUAGAGUAAUGGUCAGAUUUGCCAAAUGGAGUGCGAGGGAGAGCUUUUUUAUGCAUUUCUGUGUGUGGAGUAAAGGUGGUCUAGAGUUUUUUUCUCCUCUAGUUGCACCUGUGACAUGCUGGUAGAAAAUAGGUAAGACUGAUUUUCAGUUUUCCUGCAUCAAAAUCACCGGAUCACCGCUUCUGAAUUAGCAUUCCCUUGGUUUCUUAUUGCCCUAUACAGCUUGUUGAGCGCUGUCUUCGUGCCAGCAUCUGUUUGUGGAGGUAAAUAGACAGCUGUGAAAAAUAUAGAUAAACUCUCUUGGUAAAUAGUAUGAUCUACAGCUUAUCAUGAGGUAUUCGAACUCAGGCGAGCAGAACCUCGAGACUUCCUUAAUAGAUCGUGCACCAGCUGUUGUUAAGAGACACACCUUGAGCUUACCCAACGCUGCUGUUCUGUCUAGCUGAUGCAUAGAAAAACCAGCUAGAUGUAUAUUGUCCUUGUUCAGCCACGACUGCAACAAACAUAGUAUAUUACAGUUCUUCAGGAUAGUCUCGAACGGAGCUCGUCCAGUUUGUUCUCCAGUGAUUGUACUUUCGCCAAUAGAACGGAGGGAAGGGGCGGUUUAGGUAUUCGCUGACGUAGUUUCUUCAGGGUGGCCUCUCUUACGGCUUUUUUUUCUUUUCUUUGGGUCUCUGGGAUUUGGGCCUGGUCCGGGGUGAGCAGUAUGUCCUGCGCCGCCGACUCGGUGAAGUAGAAAUCUUAAUCCACAUCGAGGUUAGUGAUCACUGUUUUGAUGUCCAGAAGCUCUUUGCUGUCAUAGGAAACGAUGGCGUAAACAUUAUGUGCAAAAAAACACAAUAGCAGAGUUGGUUGCAGCUUUCCAUUGCAACGCCAUUCUAAAUAACACAACCAGUUAUGAGCUUUUCAUCUGAUUUGUCAAAAAAAUCACUUCAAAAAGUACAGUAAGGAGGUUACCUGCACACGCUCGUCUACUCCAAAAUAAGUCCAGCAUUCGAACAGUGCACUGUGCACCCACCGUUUAAAUUACGAACACCAUACGUGUAUUGACAUUCAGCCUAGAAAGUGGUGUGUAUUCAUAGAUGCCAAGGGAAGCCAGCCCCCCCCCCCCCCCCCCUCCCCAACACACACACACAAUCUGUGUUUCAUAAAUAUCACCAGAGAAAGCAUCUGAGCGAGGCAAACAGCGCCCCUGAUACGUCCUAUCAGAUCUCGGGUGGGAGGGGGGCACUGGAGUGGCCAAUCAGAUUUCAGGUGUGUGUGUGGCGAGGACACACCACUGACACACAGCCAGUUCUCAAGGGCAGGGGUCGGACAACUGCAUUGAUUAAAGCGCUUCAAAAUGUUUCCAUUGCUCUCAGAGCUGAGGUCAGAGAAGGCUGAGUGGAGCGAGCAUUAACUGGGGGGGGUGUCUGUGCAUUUUCAACUGUGUGUGUGUGUGUGUAAGCAUGUGUGUUGAUUUUGGAUGUGGGGAGGGGUGUCUUCACACGGCCACUUGCUUUGUAGCUCUUUAUCCAUUACAGGGCUCUCUCUGUCUGUGACUCCUCUCUCCUUCAACACCGACAGCCUACACCUCUCGCCCAAUCAAUUGCCCCCGUCUUGUGCCACAGCAUAACCCAGUAUUGUUCAGGGGGCCAUUCACUGUCAAUCACAAUCGCAGCCUGCGGAUGAAUACAUACAGAUUCACCGCUCUCUCAAGCUCUGUCAUUUCCAAUGUUGCUUAUAGGCCACAGUAUAACCUCAGCACCAUGGCUUGAUUCCAGUUCAAAAACAUACUCCUGAUGUCGGAGAGGUGGAAUAAAUAGGAGCCUCAAAUAUUACCUGCUUUUAAGGCGUGCAUGUUGUUGGAUCAUUGGGAUUUUGCAAUGCCAGGCAGGCUGAGCCAACUCUGCGCAGAACGUUUGAACCACCUUGGCGUGAGGCGGAGGAUUACACAAACCUACCCCAAAAACUACUAGAGAAUGUUAAUUCAGAUAUUUGCUCUAUUUCUGGACCGUCUCCUGACCAAGGCCUCUUUUUCUCAGAACCAACAGUCAUCGUAUUAUGUCCCUUCUUAAAUAGACUUAUUAUGCUUUGAGCUUUGACACACUUAUUGUGUUUGAAAUACCCCUCUUCUCCCUCUGAAAUACCUCUGGAAAAGGAAGAAAAGCAAGUGUUUAUCUGAGGCACAAACACACUCUUUGAGCUAUUCUGAGCACAAGUGGAGCCCUUCAGAUCAGACCCAGUUUGUUCAGGGCUCACCCGGCUUUGGAAUUGAACGGGUCACAUUCAGGUCCUUAACCCGUUACACUCGUGGGCAUUGGCCUAUAUGGAUAGGCCUAAAUUGAAAUAAAUAUGAAAAGAAUAGUAGCAAUUGAAAGAGAACAGUUUGGAAAUUAUGGGGGAAAUUAUUAGACCAAAGUUGAGGACAGAACAGUUCACAUGACACAAGACUGAAUCCAAACAUUACACUGUUGAUUUUAUGUGCAUUUUACAUUUUCUGUACUUUUCGCUGCAUUUGUUGAUAAGAAAAUCAGAAAAUACUCUGAAAACAUUCAGUAAGAUUAUAAGAAUAUUCCUGGAAAAUGUGGGGUAAGUGCAACAUAAGUAAAAACAUGACAAGGGUUUGAGUGUGAGGACUAACUGGUGUCUCCAAGUGGCCAGACACCUCUCCAGAGUGUGCGCAGUUCCUAAGUAAUUUCAAUGCACUUUUAUGGCUCAAAUAAAAGUCGACUAUAAGGUACUUUUUUGAGCUCUCUCGUUGUGCCGUUGAGGAACUAGAGCAAGCACACUUGUAGUUGUUUUGUUUGGAACACAACCCUGUAUCCCCACAAUCACACAAUUACUGUUGUUGUUUACACUAUCCAAAAAUGGCCCAUUAUAAAUCGCAAUCUGGGUCAGGUGGGCAUAAUUUAAAAGCUUGUUCUAUUGCCAAUAUUACUAGCUACAGUGCCUUGCAAAAGUAUUCAUCCCCCUUGGCGUUUUUCCUAUUUUGUUGCAUUACAACCUGUAAUUUAAAUGUAUUUUAUUUGGAUUUCAUGUAAUGGACAUACACAAAAUAGUCCAAAUUGGUGAAGUGAAAUUAAAAAAAUAAAAUAACGGAAAAGUGGUGCAUGCAUAUGUAUUCACCCCCUUUGCUAUGACGCAUGCUCAAGUUUUCUGUUUUUUUGUCUUAUUUCUUGUUUGUUUCACCCCAAAAAAUAUUUUGCAUCUUCAAAGUGGUAGGCAUGUUGUGUAAAUGAAAUGAUACAAACCCCUCAAAAAUCCAUUUUAAUUCCAGGUUGUAAGGCAACAAAAUAGGAAAAAUGCCAAGGGGGGUGAAUACAUUCGCAAGCCACUGUAAGUUAUGAAAAUACGAUUUUACAGUGUUAGGCUUUCAAAAGGCAAUUCAGAGAAACCGAUUUUGUAAUUUUGGUGCGCAUAGAAAGGAGUCAUGCGCGCAUUCAGGUGCGUGUCCCGCAGUGAAUUUUCUUCACAAUAGACACAGGCUCAUUCUGUUCAGAACAACCCAUGGUAUGACGCCAUGUCAUCUUGUAACUGUAUAUCAAACAUAGUGAUCAUUAACGUUGACACUGUAUAUGACAUGAGUUUUAUGAUAUAGAAAUGUAAAGUGCACAUUUGGACUUGCUUGUAUGACAUCAAAGCGCUAUUUAUUAUAAUCCUCAACGUCUCAUCUUUCAAAAUAAAUCGAGUCCUCUUAAUUUACUGAAUUUCCUUCACUCAGACAACAAAACAUUUGCAAAAGUUCUGAACAGCUGUCAGUCAAAACCCAUACAGCGCUGUAAAGCACAGAGCCUUUAGCAUGUUACUGUACAGCCACUGCUUUCCGAUUUUGGCGCUUAUCAGUGGCCAAAUCUGCCAUUUUCAACCCGUGUACGAGUGUAAAGGGAUACAGAAAUGCCCAUAAGGUAAGCUUAAAGUGGAAUGUUCAGUUUUCAAAGUCCUUAACAAAUUAUGCUUUAAGCUAAGUAGUAGUAGCUCAGUAGAUAGUCUGAAGACGGUCACAGACGAUUCAUGGUCUUUUCUUGCUUGUGGUGUUCUAUGGAAACUGGCAAAAAACAUUGAUAUGUUAUGAGGUAGUCAUGAUCUUUGAAGUAUGUAAUGAAAGAUGCAUGUUGAAAGAAUGUGAUCUGGUGUUUUAAACAUUGCCUCCGAAAAUAUGGGCCACGCGCCCAUGCGCACACACACAUUGAAGACCAAUUUACAACUCCCGACCUUCCCUUCGCCCUCUACAGUAUUGUCUGCUUUGUGUGUUUAAAAUUUCAAACCAUAUGCUGGGCCAGCUGUUGCUCCCGGUGAUGCCUCAGACUUUGUUGCCCUGCCAGCUGCGGUUUUAGCCUUUCUGUGUGUGUUUGCUUGUGUGCCUGCGUGCAAGUGUGGCCGUGUGUGUGUGCGCGUGAGUGGGGCAGCGGAGCCCCGGGCUACGCUAUGCCUUUGUUGCCUUGCCGUCAUCUAUAGUCAUCAUGGGAACUGGAGACAGGCUGAACGUAAUGUUACAUAAAAGCCAGAUUAGUUUUCUCCCCCCGCUGCAUUGCCAUGUGGACCUGACACAGUCAUGAGAUGAGGAGGAUAGAAGGCUAGAUUAGACUGUAGCAGCCUAGCUUCUUGAGUUUGACUUGACCCCCCCCCCCCCCCCCCCCCCCGUUUCCAAAAAGCUGUGAGAGUCUGCAUUUAGAAUGGAGAGAGAGAGCGAGACAGAGACAGGGAAACAGAGGGAGAUACUGAGACCAAUGGAGCACCUCGUCAAGAUUGUUACCUUUUACAAUACUUUGCCCCAUCAGAAUUUUCACAAUGACAUGCCUGAUAGAAAUCAUGUGCAGCAUUCUUACCUCAUUCUCAAUAUUCUAAUGGCGAACAAAAACAAAUUUAACAAUCUCAAACAGCCUCAACAGAGUGACUGAGUGCACUGUUAAGUUGCUACCUUAAAUGCACACAUCCAGCUUUUGAGAGAGAGAGUAAUUUCCCUGAAGGUUGUGAGGAUAUGCUAGCCUUGCACGCUCGAGCUAGAAUUUAAUUUUCUGCUCAGUUUCGGGUGACAGCAGCAGCGUUUUGGUAACCAACUGUGGAGUGCUGAGGCCCAGCACUGAAGCUGGUUUCACUUCCUAAAUGCUAGUGUACAACACUAUAGGGCCCAUCUGGGGUUUUGGGCUGUAGCCUAAAUUGAAUUCUGAGAUUGCCUAGGCCUAUACAUUGUUCCUAAUGGUAGAUGAAUAAUGCAUUGAUCCUAUGUUUAUCCCAGCUAUCAUAUUAUUAAGUGUUCAUGAGGAAAGCCUUCAGUGGGCAAACCUAUAGGACAGUUCAGUAUAUCCACUAGCUAGAACUGUGUCAGUGUGAUUAGAGGAAGUUCUGAGUGCUUUCUCUGUGCAGUAUUUACCCACAUAAGGAAACCCUUUACUACAGAAACAUCUCAUUGACAUUUUUACCCAAUCUGAAUAUUAUUAUUAUCUCAAGAUGAAUUCUGUGUAUCGGAGUUACAUUUCAAUUAAACAAAAUUUGUCGACAUUAUCACUUGAGCUGUGUUUUACAAAAAAUAGUUAAACAAUUUGGUUUCAAAAGAUUCAAUUCCAAUUUUUUAUAUUUGGAUCAGAUUGGGCACUGACUGACUUGUUGUUUCUUCCUCCAUCUUUCAGAAGGGGCGGUUCUCUGUGUAUGGGGAGUACUGCAGUAACCACGAGAAGGCCCUGAGGCUGCUGAUGGAGCUCAACAAGAUCCCCGAAAUCAGGACCUUCCUCCUGGUGAGGAUCCUAGCGCUGACGCAAGUUGUCUACUUUUCACGUAUCUCCUUUUUGUCUCUUUCUCUUUUUCUUCCUCUACAGUGCAUUCGGAAAGUAUUCAGACCCCUUUACUUUUUCCACAUUUUGUUAUGUUACAGCCUUAUUCUAAAUGUGAUUAAAUCGUUUUUUCCCCUAAUUAAUCUACACACAAUACCCCAUAAUGACAAAGCAAAAACAGGCUUUUAGAAUUUUUUGAAAAAAUUAAUAGAAUGACAAAAAUAUAUAUAACAUUUACAUAAGUAUUCAGACCCUUUUCUCAGUACUUUGUUGAAGUAUUAUUGGCACCGAUUACAUCCUCGAGUCUUCUUUGGUAUGACGCUACAAUCUUGGCACACUUGCAUUUGGGGAGUUUCUCCCAUUUCUUCUCUGCAGAUCCUCAAGCUCUGUCAGGUUGGAUGGGGAGUGUCGCUGCACAGCUAUUUUCAGGUCUCUCCAGAGAUGUUCAAUCGGGUUCAAGUCCGGGCUCUGGCUGGGCCACUCAAGGACAUUCAGAGACUUUCAGAGAGCCACUCAUGCGUUGUCUUGGCUGUGUGCUUAGGGUCGUUGUCCUGUUGGAAGGUGAACCUUCGCCCCAGUCUGAGGUCCUGAGUGCUCUGGCGCAGGUUUUCAUCAAGGAUCUCUCUGUACUUUGCUCUGUUCAUCUUUCCCUCGAUCCUGACUAGUCUCCCAGUCCCUACUGCUGAAAAACAUCCCCACAGCAUGAUGCUGCCACCACCAUUCUUCACCGUAGGGAUGGUGCCAGGUUUCUUCCAGAUGUGACGCUUGGCAUUCAGGCCAAAGAGUUCAAUCUUGGUUUCAUCAGACCAGAUAAUAUUGUUUCUCAUGGUCUGAGAGUCCUUUAGGUGCCUUUUGGCAAACUCCAAGCGGGCUUUCAUGUUCCUUUUACUGAGGAGUGGCUUCCUUCUGGCCACUAUAUCAUAAAGGCCUGAUUGGUGGAGUGCUGCAGAGAUGGUUGUCCUUCUGGAAGGUUCUCUCAUCUCCACAGAGGAACUCUAGAGCUCUGUCACAGUGACCAUCGGGUUCUUGGUCACCUCCCUGACCAAGGCCCUUCUCCCCCAAUUGCUCAGUUUGGCCAGCUCGAGGAAGAGUCUUGGUGGUUCCAAACUUCUUCUGUUUAAGAAUUAUGUAGGCCACUGUGUUCUUGGGGACCUUCAAUGCUGCAGAAAUGUUUUGGUACCCUUCCCCAGAUCUGUGCCUUGACACAAUCUCUACAGACAAUUCCUUCAACCUCAUGGCUUGGUUUUUGCUCUGACAUGCACUGUUAACUGUGGGACCUUAUCUAGACAGGUGUGUGCCUUUCCAAAUACAUUUACAUUUACAUUUUAGUCAUUUAGCAGACGCUCUUAUCCAGAGCGACUUACAGUUAGUGAAUACAUAUAUUUUUUUUUAUUUUUUUUUCUUCUUUUUUUUUUUUUUUUUCAAACUGGUCCCCCGUGGGAAUCGAACCCACAACCCUGGCGUUGCAAACGCCAUGCUCUAUCAACUGAGCUACAUCCCUGCCGGCCAUUCCCUCCCCUACCCUGGACAACGCUAGGCCAAUUGUGCGCCGCCCAUGAGUCUCUCAGUCGCGGCCGGCUGCGACAGAGCCUGGAUUCGAACCAGGAUCUCUAGUGGCACAAAUCAUGUCCAAUCAAUUUAAUUUACCGCAGGUUGACUCCAAUCAAGUUGUAGAUUGGAAAUAGGAUGCACCUGAGCUCAAUUUUGAGUCUCAUAGCAAAGGGUCUGUGUAUUUCAGUUUUUUUUUUUUUUUUUAUAAGUUAGCAACAUUUCAAAAAAACCUGUUUUCGCUUUGUCAUUAUGGGAUAUUGAGGUUAAGGAAAAUAAUUGAAUCCAGUUUAGAAUAAGGAUGUAACGUAACAGAAUGCACUGUAUAUAUUCUUCCUCCCGUUCUAUUUGUCUUCCACCAUGUUCUCUCCCUCUACUCUUCUUGUCAUCCUCUUCCUCCCACCCCUUCCUCCUUUCCCCCUUAAUCCUUUUCUCCCUUGACCUCUUCCCCUGCUUUGCAUCUUUUCCCUCCUUUUCCACUUCCCUCUCUUUCCUUUCCACCUCUUUUCCUUCUUUCCAUCCUACUCCUCUUCAUCAUGUCACCUCUUCUUCCGUUUAAAUGUUAAUGUUUGUUCUAAAAAGAACAUGAAUUGGUAUAAGGUUGCUUGGUACUACAGCAAACUCACCAUGUAACCACAAAGUGUGUGAAGGUCGUUUUGGCACCAGAAAUCCAGCUGUUUCCUUGUUUUGACACCCCUUUGACACCCUUUCUUGCCCCUCUACAAUAAACACAGGAACCGCCUUUGACUAUGCUUCCAACGGUGAUGUCAUGCUCAGUGCGAGCUGGCCAGCUGCAGUGCAUUGGCACGGCUGGAUGGAAGAUCUGAGCCUUGUUGCCCCCAAUGUGCUUCCUCCGUCUCGUUAUUGACUGACCUGAACUUGUUCUAGUUGUGUUCUGUACAUUUUCUCCCAGGCUUUCACUUAAGUCACAUUUUUGUCUAAGACUUAGUCAUGCAUCAAUGGGAGACUAAGUGAAAAUUCUACUUAAGUGGAAAUUAGGAUUCACCCCUCAAACAGUCUCCAUAUAUACUUCCAUUCCUUUUUUCAACUGGUACCGGGGUUUCUUCAGACGAGUCUUGUGAGGCCUGUUGGCAUCCUAGAGUCUCACCUUUGCACAGAUCGGUCAUAUUAGUGUGUAGCCCAAACGGUUCUGAUGCUACAGACCGAAGUAGAGCAUAAUGGAGAACACCAUCUUGUUCGUGAGAGUCUCAUAGAGGGGUUGUAAUAUUUUUGUAGGACAAACCGUUUGACUAUUUUGUGAGAAGACUGAUUUUCGGGAUGUCUCAUGGUUCGACAAACACCUCUCUAGCUCUGUCACCUUUCACUGCAGAUGCGGAAGUGCGACAUAGGCAGAUACGGUGGAUUGAGACGCAUCCAAUGCAAAACAAGAUAUAUAUUUAGCUUAAACUGAUGGAUUUUUAUGGGGAUUUUUUUAUUAUGCUAAUAAGAUUUCUGCGGGGGCGCAGACAUCAACCUUAGGGUGUUAAUGAGUUAACCCUUUAAGCUACAAGUCUAAGCUCCACAGGUGUAAGCUGUAAGCAGAUUUCAACCUAAAAUGCAGGGCACAUGCCCCGAUGCAUGGUAGACCACACUGAUAUUGAGGAUGUGGUAGAGUGAGGAAAAUUGAGGUGUAGUCAGUCGAUGGACUAUUUGAGGAUGUGGGAAGAUAGUUCCAUUUUAAUUUGACAAGCACAUUAAAAAGUUAGGCCGUCUCUACACUGACAUCAAAAAGUGAAGUAAAAGUCUGAUGAAAGGCGGUCAAAGGGAAGUUUGGCUGCAGGCAUGCAGAUGGAAAUAAGGUUCAGAUGAGUAGACUAGAGAGAGAGGGGAGGGGAUUGCAUCAGGAUUGCCAAACCAUCUGGAAUCUGUGGAAUCCCAGAUCAUUUUGCUGUCAUUUUUCUUUUCAGAGCACUUUAUGAAUUUAGAAGGGGUGGAAUGUGAUUUAAAGGAAAUGCGUGCCCUAUACCAACCAAUGAUGUGCUUUCUGUUUUCUCCACUGUUGUAUUCUGGUGUGGCGUAUCUACUUUGGCCUUUGAUCUGGUGAACGCUGCCCUUGCUUACCCUUGGGGAGUUAGCUUUUGAAAUACGUGAUUCCUAGAAAAUAGAGCACAGAGAAGAGAAAACCCACCAGCUUUAUCGCCCUCUUUCCCUCACGCAUUUGAAGAAUUCUCCUCAGAAGGGUUUCACCACCAAACUGAUUACUUGGGUUAAUUUUUAAAGCAUGACUUCAGUCCCAGUAUGCCACCCGACCCCCAUGGAGGUCAUUAAUGCGGCUGAGAAGACUUUCUAUGGCGUUUUGGAUUUUGCUUCUUGCCCUAAACCAUUUUACAUAAUCAUUUUAGUGGAGUAACCAACUUAGUUAGAAAAUAAUAGUAAAGAAUCACAAAAAGUAGAUGUGUAAUUGUCUCAGAUUAAUAAUUUAGUUUUUGUUAAAAUCUUUGUCUUUGUUCCAGCACUGUAUGCUGUUGGGAGGGAUGAAGAGCACAGACAUUCCCCUGGAGGGGCACCUGCUAUCACCCAUUCAGAGAAUCUGCAAGUACCCCCUUUUACUGAAGGUAAGGUCCUGCUGACCCCAAGGAGAAUGAAACUCAGUCCUGCCUCCAAGUCAGAGGGUCAGUGUACUUUAUGGCCAAUUCAUUUUUCCUAUUAGAAGACAAGAUUUUAAAAAAGGGCCAUUCUUUGAUUACUUGAUUUGAAUCUGAAAUCAAACAACACAAACAGUUUAGUUUUUUUAGUUUUUAUUGUCUAAAGUAAAUAUUAAAUUACGAGAAACGGAAUAAUGAUUUGAUUAUUCAAAAGUUGUGUUUUAAGGCUAGGCUCUAUAACAUGCACCGAUCACCACAAGCUUCAGUGCCUAGGAGCUUAGACACCAUGACCACAUGGUCAGUCAGCCACGGUCCUGUGAAAUUCGCACAUCAUGACCAUUGAUCUAUACAGGGGUCAUGACCCAUGGAAAACAAAUUUUAGUUUCGCCUAUGUCAGGAUCUGGCCAUUUGUGAUGAGCCUAUAAGCUACAUUAAUAAGGUAUGGUAUGAAAAAAAAAAAGCUCUGUCCACGGACCUAUAGCAUAUGACACGUCCUUUGAAACUCUCCGAUGCGCAACUGUUCGGUUUCCCAAAGACCAGGGCCGGUUUCCCAAAAUCAUCUUGGUUCAUCGUUAGAACCUAUGGUUCUAAUGAUGAACUUAGCUUUAAGAUGCUUUUGGCAAACUGGGCCCUGGGCCUCGUUUCCCAAAGCCUUCGUAUAGCGUUAAAAUCAUCGUUGGAACCAUCUUACAAUGUGUCUUUAGUAGCCAAGGUGUUUCCCAGCGCCUUUGUUAGUAACGUGACUCUUGAAAUCCUUGCACAUCUAUGAGUGAUCCAGACCACUCAUAGAGCAGCCAAAGUGCAAGGUUAGGCUUAUUUUCUGCCUUACCACACAAUAUAUAAUUCUAAAACAAUUAUGUGAAUGGGCAUGAUCAUACGAUGAUAAAUGUUUCAUUUGGGUAAUGUAUAGGAUCUAAUGUAAUAUUUGAAAUAUGUAUUUGUAACAUUUUGUCAAGAUUAGUUUUAUCCCAAGCUGCAUCUUAUCCGGUACCAAUUGGAAACACCUGGAACACUAUACAUUGGGGGAAAAAAGUAUUUAGUCAGCCACCAAUUGUGCAAGUUCUCCCACUUAAAAAGAUGAGAGAGGCCUGCAAUUUUCAUCAUAGGUACACGUCAACUAUGACAGACAAAUUGAGAAAAAAAACCCCCCAGAAAAUCACAUUGUAGGAUUUUUAAUGAAUUUAUUUGCAAAUUAUGGUGGAAAAUAAGUAUUUGGUCAAUAACAAAAGUUUUUCAAUACUUUGUUAUAUACCCUUUGUUGGCAAUGACACAGGUCAAACGUUUUCUGUAAGUCUUCACAAGGUUUUCAUACACUGUUGCUGGUAUUUUGGCCCAUUCCUCCAUGCAGAUCUCCUCUAGAGCAGUGAUGUUUUGGGGCUGUCGCUGGGCAACACGGACUUUCAACUCCCUCCAAAGAUUUUCUAUGGGGUUGAGAUCUGGAGACUGGCUAGGCCACUCCAGGACCUUGAAAUGCUUCUUACGAAGCCACUCCUUCGUUGCCCGGGUGGUGUGUUUGGGAUCAUUGUCAUGCUGAAAGACCCAGCCACGUUUCAUCUUCAAUGCCCUUGCUGAUGGAAGGAGGUUUUCACUCAAAAUCUCACGAUACAUGGCCCCAUUCAUUCUUUCCUUUACACGGAUCAGUCGUCCUGGUCCCUUUGCAGAAAAACAGCCCCAAAGCAUGAUGUUUCCACCCCCAUGCUUCACAGUAGGUAUGGUGUUCUUUGGAUGCAACUCAGCAUUCUUUGUCCUCCAAACACGACGAGUUGAGUUUUUACCAAAAAGUUAUAUUUUGAUUUCAUCUGACCAUAUGACAUUCUCCCAAUCCUCUUCUGGAUCAUCCAAAUGCACUCUAGCAAACUUCAGACGGGCCUGGACAUGUACUGGCUUAAGCAGGGGGACACGUCUUGCACUGCAGGAUUUGAGUCCCUGGCGGCGUAGUGUGUUACUGAUGGUAGGCUUUGUUACUUUGGUCCCAGCUCUCUGCAGGUCAUUCACUAGGUCCCCCCGUGUGGUACUGGGAUUUUUGCUCACCGUUCUUGUGAUCAUUUUGACCCCACGGGGUGAGAUCUUGCAUGGAGCCCCAGAUCGAGGGAGAUUAUCAGUGGUCUUGUAUGUCUUCCAUUUCCUAAUAAUUGCUCCCACAGUUGAUUUCUUCAAACCAAGCUGCUUACCUAUUGCAGAUUCAGUCUUCCCAGCCUGGUGAAGGUCUACAAUUUUGUUUCUGGUGUCCUUUGACAGCUCUUUGGUCUUGGCCAUAGUGGAGUUUGGAGUGUGACUGUUUGAGGUUGUGGACAGGUGUCUUUUAUACUGAUAACAAGUUCAAACAGGUGCCAUUAAUACAGGUAACGAGUGGAGGAAAGAGGAGCCUCUUAAAGAAGAAGUUACAGGUCUGUGAGAGCCAGAAAUCGUGCUUGUUUGUAGGUGACCAAAUACUUAUUUUCCACCAUAAUUUGCAAAUAAAUUCAUAAAAAAUCCUACAAUGUGAUUUUCUGGAUUUUCUUUCCUCAAUUUGUCUGUCAUAGUUGACGUGUACCUAUGAUGAAAAUUACAGACCUCUCUCAUUUUUUUAAGUGGGAGAACUUGCACAAUUGGUGGCUGACUAAAAACUUUUUUUCCCCACUGUACAUGGACGAUACAUGGAGAUGAUAUACGACAACUCUUAGAAAUAAUCUAAGAAGGUGUCCAUGUAUGCCGAUGACUCAAGUUUUAUAUUAAGUCCGCAAGCUAGAUCCCUGCAAUGUCUAAUUCAAGAUCUAAGUAACUUUUCUGGCCUCUCAGGUCUAAAACCUAAUUAUGAUAAGUGUACCAUAUUACGUAUUGGAUCUUUAAAAGAAACAACUUUUACAUUACCCUGCAGUUUACCUAUAAAAAGUAGACAUGCUUGGUAUUCAUAUCACAAAAUAUAUAAAUAAACUCUCCACAAUGAAUUUCAAUAGAAAACUAGUAAAAAUAGACAAGAUCCUGCAACAGGUAAAUACCUGUCUAUUAAUGGAAAAAUUACACUGAUUAACUCCUUAGUCAUAUCUCAGUUUACUCACUUACUUAUGGCGCUGCCUACUCUUGAUGAUUCGUUUUUUAAAUAAUCUGAGCAAAAUUGUUUUUGCUUUAUCUGGGAAGCUAAACCAGACAAAAUAAAGCAUGUCUAUCUAUGUAAUGAAUAUGAACUUAGUGGGUUGUGAUUAUUAAAUAUAAAAGCACACAGUUUUACUUGAACCCAAAAUGGUUCUCAAGUAGAUUACUAAGAAAAGGUCAUCCACUGUUUAAAAAUUGCCUUUUUGCCUUUGUGCCGAUUGCCAUGUCUAAUUUUUGAUUAAUUGAAAAUUAAACCUUCUUCAAAGUAUCUCUCUUUUUCAAACAAGCAUUGCAGAGCUGGUUACAAUUUCAAUUUCAUCCCCAAGAAAAGAGAACAAAUAUGAUGGUUGAACUCAAUUAUACUCGUUGGUAAAAUACCAGUAUUUAUGGACAAUAUGUUUGAUAAGUGUAUUUUGUUUUUAAAUUAUAUUGUAAUUUGGAAUGGUAGAGUUAUGUCUUUCAUGGAGUUAUCGCAAUUGUAUGGAAAGGUCUGGUCAAUCCAAGAUUACAACCAAUUGAUUACAGCAUUACCCCAAAAAUGGAGGAGGCGGGGCAGCGGGAGGAGGUAGGGAACUGGUCUGUCUGCCCAAUAUAUAGUAUAGUCCACCAAGUAUCCAAACUGGUGGAGGAACAAAAAUUGCAUAAAUAGGAAAGUAUACCAGUUUAAUUUGAGGACCAGGAUGUUGACUGCUGUGCCAUAUAGAUUGCAAAAUAGCUGGGAAGAGAUUUGUGAUGUACCGAUUCCAUGGCACAGGGUGUAAGAGUUGAUAUAUAAACCGACGCAAGGUUAAAGACUUCGUGCUUUUCAGCUAAAAUUAUUGUGCAGAAUGCCACCAACAACAUUUUGAAUAUUUGGGGAAUACAAUCAUCGUAGCUCUGCAGAUUUUGCUGUGAGGAUACAGAAUCAAUAGACCAUUUGUUCUGGUAUUGCCCUCAGGUAGCCUGUUUCUGGUCUCAGAUUCAGGAAUGGCUAAAAAAACAUAACAUAAAUCUAAAAUUGACCCUAGAAAUAGCAUUGUUGGGAGAUCUGGAGAGACCUGGUCAGUCAAUUACUAGUAUACUAAUACUCUUAGUAAAAGUAUUUAUCUUCAACUCUCUAUGUGGAUUCUAUUUGAUUAGAUAAAAAUGGUAUGUUAAACAUCACAGCAUAGUUGAAAGAUAUAUGGCGAGAAAAAUUCUGAAGGGGGGGGGCUGGAGAGCUAUCGUGGAAACAGUGGUGGAUCUUGGAUGGUUGGUGGCCUGGCAGUUGGGAGCUUGGGCCGUUGGCCGAUAGGUCGCUGAUUCGGGUCCCCGAUUUGACUUGGUGGGAGAUCUGUCGACGUGCCCUUAGGCUGGGCGCUUGACCCUGGUUGUUCCUGUGGGUCGCUCUGGAUGGGUGUCUGCUAGAUGACUGAAUGUAAUGUAAAUGUUGAGCGGCUUCACUGCAGGUAGAUUGUAUGUUUUAUUUUCACACAAAAGAAAAUAUCCCAAAAAACCAGCCACUCCUAAUUAGGAUCUCCAUUUUCCACCCCACGUCCAACUUCUCCCUUUUCCAACUUCUACAUUCAACCUCCACACUCCAUCCUCCAACAUUUCCCCAAAACGCUGUCGUGACUUCAUCCCAUAAUCUUACCUGACCUUUGCACCCCCACAUCCACCAUCGACCCUUAUUGAUGAGAUGAUUCCUAAUAAUGAGCAUGGUGCUUAUCAUCCAACGCACCAGGGCUGUUCUCUGAAACAUUUUCAAUGACUGUUUAUGUACUACAGUACUACUGAAGACAUUCUGACUCUUUGGCUUUAUCCCCUACUCUCUCUCCCCUCACUAGGAGCUGCUGAAGCGGACGCCCAAGAAGCACGUGGACUACCCUGCGGUGGAGGAGGCCCUGCAGGCCAUGAAGGCAGUGUGCUCCAACAUCAAUGAGACCAAGAGGCAGAUGGAGAAACUGGAGGCCCUGGAGCAGCUGCAGUCGCACAUCGAGGGCUGGGAGGUGAGGGAUUCUAUUCUAUUUUAGACCAUGGGGCUAGGAUGCACCCUAUAGGUCACCAUUGAUGGAGGGAGAGGAGAGAGGUAGAGCGGAGGGGGAUGGGAGUGAGGGCAGAGGAGUGCUCGAAGGUGAGAAAAGGGGGGGGGGGAGUGUACGAUAAAGUUGAGGGGAGAUAGAAGGGUGAGAGGGACAUGAAGGCAGAAGGAGGGGUGUGCUAGAAAGGUGAGAGAAAGGGGGGGGAAUUAGAAGGAGGAGAGAGAGAGGGGUGGGAGGUGAGGAGAAAGAUUGAGAGGUGUGAGAUAAAGAUGGAUGAGAGUCAGAUGAAGAUGGAUGAGAGUCAGAUGAAGAUGGAUGAGAGAGAGAAAAGGGCAAGGUUCUCCUUUAUAUAGAAAUGGGACAUGUGACCGGAAAGGGAUGGAAAAGGGAAGCUCUGAGUUUGGAGAUUUGUCAAUGGAUUGCCCCACUCUCUCUCUAGCUCUCUCUCUAUCUCUAUCUCUCACACACACAUUAUGUACACACAUACUGUACACACACACACACUGUCCACCUCCUUGACCCCAUCUCCACAGCUGUGGCGAAAAAACUUUGGCCAGUUUUCGAGAGUCCACUGAACCCUGAGCACAUUUCAUUUUCUGUGACGGUAAAACACUCCUCCAGCCUCCCAAAUCCAAAUCACCAGCGUGCACAGGGCAUGGACAGGGCUUGGGAGCGGAGCUGGGUGCCCAGUGCGUUUUUCACACCUCCCUCACCCUCCACAACAGAGCCCUUGUCUCCUGACUCCCCUCGGGCCCCCGAGAGGACAAUCCACCCUCUCAGGAGCCAAGGGAAGGCCAAUGGGGCACCCUGCCCAAUAUCACGAUGUCAUUGCGGUCCCUUCCACAGAUCAAUGUGUUGUGUUGAUAUAGGAAUGUGAUCGUCGUUUUUUUCUCUCCAAUAUCUCUAAUUCAAUUCUACCCACUGACGUGGGGGCAGUUGGACAUCUGUGUUUGGAAUUGGUUCUCUCAUAUCACUUUGCAUUGACCCCUAGAAGUCAAAACAUGUCUUAGGAUGAACGAAUAAUGGGACAUAGAGCCUCCGUCUACUCUCUUCCGUAUCACAGUCCAUCCUCAUGAAAGGCACUGCCCUCCCUUGCUCCCUUUAAGCACUCCAUCUUUAGCCCAUUAGUCCUACUUUCUCCACUCCUCCACGCUCCAGUUUAAUUACCUCUCCACUCCUAAUGGGAAUGUAGGAGUGCAGAAUCAAGGCCCAGGCGCAUUACCGUUGCACUGAUAGACAGACAGCUCCCUCCCGCCCUCCUUCCCCCAAUCCUCCAUCCCUCCAUCCCCCACUUGCCUUUCUGCACAGUUAAACAUGGAAUUGGAUUGAUCGGGCGAAACGUUAUCUGUCUGCUAGGCCGGUUGGAAUCCAUCUGACCUGAAAUGGCACCCUUUUCUCUUUAUAGUGCACUAUUCCCUAUAUCUGGGGUACUCAAGUACUAUUUGAGAAGGUCUGGUCACACAAAUUUCCUAGGUGGCAAAGGUCCAGAUGGAUAAUGUAAUUUAUCAACGUAGUAACAAACCCCCACCUCACAACCCAUGUGACCCCAAACUGUUCACACACCUCUUUUUGGUUGAGAGAACAUUUUGCAGUUUUAAACCUAAAUCCCACAAUUCUACACAUUUUGCAUGGGGCAGAGAUAUAAUUAUUUUCUGUUUUAAAGCUAAUUUCCUGCAGUUCUACGCAUUCUUCCAUGUCUUAUGUGUGUUUAUAUGAUACCAGGGGUCAAAGCCCGACAAAGGAAAAGAAAGUGGGGCCUGCGGUCUGUAUUGACCCUGUUCUGGGUCCAGAUCCGGUCCGCCAGUUGAGUAUGGGGGCCCUAUAUAGUGCACUACUUUCGACCAGGGCCCUUAGGGUGCCAUUUCGGACGUACCCCCUUACAUUAUUAACGUCACAGCUAAAGUCACAUAGGUCAACCUUUUGAAAAUCCCUUUAGCUUUCUUGUUUACAUUUUGUGGUAGUGUAUAACCCUAAAAAUACUGCCUUAAAUAUGUCACAUCUAAUGACUAAAUAGUGAUUAAUUGAGCUAAAGUUCAACCACGUUGUCAAAAAGGUUAAUUGGCCACACACUGAGUCAUAUUAAUUUGGUUUGACAUGACUCCUUGUUGGUCCGUUUUCAGCUGUUCGACUUCGACAUUGAAAGGCCACCAAGCUCUUGUUCCCUGUGAGAAAGUGAGACUGUGGUUUAUGUUUUCCAUAAGAAGCAACGCAAGCAGAACAGUGUUUUUUGCACUUAACCUUUUCACAAGUACCAACAAAUGUGUGGGAUCAUUCUACAGUGGUCCCUGCAGCGUACGCUCAAUCCGGUGUGAUUAGAACGCUUAUUUAGAAUGUUGAGUUUCGAGUAACGCAACAGUCAGCAUUUGAGCUAGCCACACUGUUUUUUUUCACAGAAACAUUUGGCGAAAACACAGUCCUUACAAAGUUAUGUCCUGAAUGUGACCAGUUGAUUUUUGUAGCGACAGCAUACACAAUCAUCCAAACCGGAAAAUGUAGGCUACAUUAGUCCUAGCGCUAACUGAUGAAAGAUUGACGUAACACAAGCCGUCAUAUUUAGAGAACUCUCGGCUGACAGAAACCACAAUAUAAAUUAGCUAAUAGCAAUUACUAUUUAUAAUUCAUCACAUCACGGGUGAGCUCACCAUUGAUCGAAAUAAUUCAGUAAAAUACUUUCUAGAAAACGAAAAUAAUCAGACGAUGGGUAGUUUGUGCGCGCCGCCGUGUUUGUUUUUCUUGUCAACCAAAGAUAAUAAGAGGAUGAGUUUGGUCUGUUUGCAGUGUGCAUGUUGAAGGGGGUGUGUCAUCUACGAUCAUUCACGUCCCUUCAUUCACUUCCGGAAGUUUACUUGAAAGAUGAGUGAACCAUUCCUUCACCUCAUUAUAACAUCUCUGGUCAGACAGACGUUUAUGUGACAGCCAGAAUGCAUUGCAUAAUGUCAACAAACAUGGCGCCACACAUAGCUGGCAAAUAGCUUAGCAUUAGCUCAUUAUAAUCAGUACAACCUUCAAAAAAGUAUUUUACACACAUCAUAGGUGUCCAUUACAAUCAAUGCAAUAAUCGGAAUGCAUUAUUUGUCACCAGUACUUGAAGACAUGUGAAUAAAACUGUAAAUACAUUAUGCUCCAUAUAUACAUACACUACCGUUCAAAAGUUUGGGGUCACUUAGAAAUGUCCUUGUUUUUGUCCUUGUUUUUUGUCCAUUAAAAUAACAUAAAAUUGAUCAGAAAUACAGUGUAGACAUUGUUAAUUGUGUAAAUGGCUAUUGUAGCUGGAAACGGCUGAUUUUUAAUGGAAUAUCUACAUAGGCGUACAGAGGCCCAUUAUCAGCAACCAUCAGUCCUGUGUUCCAAUGGCACGUUGUGUUUGCUAAUCCAAGUUUAUCAUUUUAAAAGGCUAAUUGAUCAUUAGAAAACCCUUUUGCAAUUAUGUUAGCACAGCUGAAAACUGUUGUGCUGAUUUAAAGAAGCAAUAAAACUGGCCUUCUUGAGACUAGUUUAGCAAUUGUGGGUUCGAUUACAGGCUCAAAAUGGCCAGAAACAAAGAACUUUCUUCUGAAACUCGUCAGUCUAUUCUUGUUCUGAGAAAUGAAGGCUAUUCCAUGCGGGAAAUUGCCAAGAAACUGAAGAUCUCGUACAACGCUGUGUACUACUCCCUUCACAGAACAGCACAAACUGGCUAAAAACCAGAAUAGAAAGAGGAGUGGGAGGCCCCGGUGCACAACUGAGCAAGAGGACAAAUACAUUAGAGUGUCUAGUUUUGAGAAACAGACGCCUCACAGGUCCUCAACUGGCAGCUUCAUGAAAUAGUACCCGCAAAACACCAGUCUCAACGUCAACAGUGAAGAGGCGACUCUGGGAUGCUGACCUUCUAGGCAGAGUUGCAAAGAAAAAGCCAUAUCUCAGACUGGCCAAUAAAAGAUUAAGAUGGGCAAAAGAACACAUACAUUGAACAAAGGAAGAUUGGAAAAAAGUGUUAUGGACAGACAAAUCCAAGUUUGAGGUGUUCGGAUCACAAAGAAGAACAUUUGUGAGACGCAGACCAAAUGAAAAGAUGCUGGAGGAGUUCUUGAUGCCAUCUGUCAAGCAUGGUGGAGGUAAUGUGAUGGUCUGGGGGUGCUUUGGGGGAGAUUUGUGCAGGGUAAAAGGGAUCUUGAAGAAGGAAGGCUAUCACUCCAUUUUGCAACGCCAUGCCAUACCCUGUGGACAGCGCUUGAUUGGAGCCAAUUUCCACCUACAACAGGACAAUGACCCAAAGCAAAGCUCCAAACUAUGCAAUAACUAUUUAGGAAAGAAGCAGUCAGCUGGUAUUCUGUCUAUAAUGGAGUGGCCAGCACAGUCACCGGAUCUCAACCCUAUUGAGCUGUUGUGGGAGCAGCUUGACCAUAUGGUACAUAAGAAGUGCCCAUCAAGCCAAUCCAACUUGUGGGAGGUGCUUCAGGAAGCAUGGGGUGAAAUCUCUUCAGAUUACCUCAACCAAUUUGCAACUAGAAUGCCAAAGGCCUGCAAGGCUUUAAUUGCUGCAAAUGGAGGAUUCUUUGAUGAAAGCAAAGGUUGAAGGACACAUUUAUUAUUUCUAUUAAAAAUCAUUAUUUCUAACCUUGUUAAUGACCACAUUUCCUAUGCAUUUUGCUGUAUUUCCUAUUCAAAUUCAUUUCAUGUAUGUUUUCAUGGAAAACAAGGACAUUUCUAAGUGACCCCAAACUUUUGAACGGUAGUGUACAUACAUACAUACAUGCAUGCAUGCAUGCAUACAUGAGUGUGCAAAGCUGUCAUCAAGGCAAAAGGUGGCUAUUUGAAGAAUCUCAAAUAUAAAAUAGAUUUUGAUUUGUUUAACACUUUUUUGGUUACUAAGUUAUUCCAUAUGUGUUAUUUCAUAGUUUUGAUGUCUUCACUAUUAUUCUACAAUGUAGAAAAUAGUAAAAAUAAAGAAAAACCCUUGACCGGUAGUGUACAUACUGUAUGCUACAGUAGAAACAACAACAUGAUAUACAACAAAUAAGGCACUUACUUAUGGAAUGUAUUCAUGUCCAAAGUUAUUAUUUGUAAGGAAAACAACAACUAAGGCAAUGCGAGCGUUUGUUCACGACUGUGCAAAUGUCUGCAUACUUGAUCUGCGGAAACACUGGGGAAGUGCUUGGGCUCUCCUCGAAGAGAGAAGUUUGGCCGGCUCAGUAAAGCCUCAAACAUAAAUUGUCCACAACACUGAAAUGGGCUACUUCUAUGUGAAUUAAUGAGGAGGCGGAACACACCUCAAUUCAAACUGCUGUUAGAAAAUAAUACUUAGCCUGUAGAUAAUUAGCAGGCAGCGGGUGUUAAUAGUCCUGUUGCGUAACAAUCACAUUUUGGAACAGUGAGUGCAUUCUGACAUCACGUGCAUAAAACAACUCACGCUGGGUGAGACCGUUAGAGAUAUUUGGAACUCAAGUGUGAAAAGGUUAAAGGCUGGUUUCUGGUUGCACAGCUGACUUUUGUCUUAUGUUAAGGGUAAUUUAAAAUGUUCAGGGAAGGACUUGAUUGUGUUGUGUACUCUAUUGAUAUGUUCUGUAACAUAUCUGUAGCUCAAUUGGUAGAGCAUGGCGCUUGUAACGCCAGGGUAGUGGGUUCGAUCCCCGGGACCACCCAUACGUAAAAAUGUAUGCACACAUGACUGUAAGUCGCUUUGGAUAAAAGCGUCUGCUAAAUGGCAUAUUAUUAUUAUUAUUAUUAACAGUAGGAGUGAAUAAGGGUGUCGGCUGUUGUUCAUUCCAUCCUAUUGGCACAAUGAAAUGGAAACAAAUAGUUUGAACGAAUCCAAUGUCAUCUGAUGUAUGAAUUUUCACAGCUGCCUUUUGUAUUGUUUGAUUGGGGUCUUGCACUCCUAUGGUAAAUCAAUUCUGUGUGAAGGGUGAAAGAGAAUUGGUAAUCAUUUUUGAAAUCAUUAUUGUACUUGCGUACACACUCACACAAUAAACAGCUGCUACUGUUUAUUAUCUAUCCUGUUGCCUAGUCACUUUACCCCUACCUAUGUGUACAUAUAUACCUCAAUUACUUCGUACCACUGCACAUCGACUCGGUACAGGUACCCCGUGUAUAUAGCCAAGUUAUCGUUACUCGUUGUGUAUUUAUUCCUUGUGUUAUAAUUUUUUUAUGUUCCGCUGCAUUGUUGGGAAGGGCACAUAAGUAAGAAUUUAACUUCUAGUCUACACCUGUUUUUUACGAUGCAUGUGACAAAUACAAUUUGAUUUGAUUUGAGAGAUGAUGACAGGCACCAGUGAUUUAAUUGCCACCCUCUCUUGACUGUCCUGACGGGCCACCCCCAGGGCACCAAUCUGACUGACAUCUGUACCGAGCUGCUUCUCCAUGGCAACCUGCUCAAGAUCUCCGCCGGCAACAUCCAGGAGAGAGUCUUCUUCCUGUUUGACAACCUCCUGGUCUACUGCAAGAGGAAGUCCAGGUGAGAUUGGGUAGGAUUGGAAGGAGGGAGGAAGUCAUGCACCUCAGGAAAGUGGCAGGAAUGUGUUUUCAUUCAUUGACGAGAAGUCACCAUAGAAAGAAGCCAUACGGGGAAAAACAGAGUAAAUCGCCAAAUCCUGUUUGUGUAGUGUGUACCAAGCUCAUUUUAUAUGCAAACAAAACAAGCCAACCUAACGCGUGCGUGCGUACUUACGCCUGUGUGUGCUUGAGCACUGUAAAGUUGUUUUUUCAAAGUUGCCAACAAUAAACUGCUGGCACCCGCCCACCCGACUAGAAUCACUACUCUCGACGGGUCUGACCUAGAGUAUGUGGACAACUACAAAUACCUAGGUGUCUGGUUAGACUGUAAACUCUCCUUCCAGACUCACAUUAAGCAUCUCCAAUCCAAAGUUAAAUCUAGAAUCGGCUUCCUAUUUCGCAACAAAGCCUUCUUCACUCAUGCUGCCAUACAUGCCCUCGUAAAACUGACUAUCCUACCGAUCCUUGACUUCGGCGAUGUCAUUUACAAAAUAGCCUCCAACACUCUACUCAGCAAAUUGGAUGUAGUCUAUCACAGUGCCAUCCGUUUUGUCACCAAAGCCCCAUAUACUACCCACCACUGUGACCUGUACGCUCUUGUUGGCUGGAUCUCACUACAUAUUUGUCGCCAAACCCACUGGCUCCAGGCCAUCUAUAAAUCACUGCUAGGCAAAUCCCCGCCUUAUUUUAGCUCAUUGGUCACCAUAGCAACACCCACCCGUAGUAUGCGCUCCAGCAGGUAUAUCUCACUGGUCAUCCCCAAACCCAACACCUCCUUUGGCCGCCAUUCCUUCCAGUUCUCUGCUGCCAAUGACUGGAACGAAUUGCAAAAAUCUCUGAAGCUGGAGACUCUUAUCUCCCUCACUAACUUUAAGCAUCAGUUGUCAGAGCACCUUACCGAUCACUGCACCUGUACACAGCCCAUCUGAAAUUAGCCCACCCAACUACCUCAUCCCCAUAUUGUUAUUUAUUUUGCUCAUUUGCACCCCAGUAUCUCUAUUUGCACAUCAUCUCUUGCACAUCUAUCAUUCCAGUGUUAAUACUAAUUGUAAAUAUUUUGCACUAUGGCCUAUUUAUUGCCUUACCUCCAUAACUUGCUACAUUUGCACACACUGUACAUAUAUUUUCUGUUGUAUUUUUGACUUUAUGUUUUGUUUUACCCCAUAUGUAACUCUGUGUUGUUGUUUUUAUCGCACUGCUUUGCUUUAUCUUGGCCAGGUCGCAGUUGUAAAUGAGAACUUGUUCUCAACUGGCUUACCUGGUUAAAUAAAAAAAUAAAACGUUCUGAGCAGGAAUUUCACAUUUUCACCAUUUUAUGUUCAAUUUCGUAGGGUUACUGGGAAGAAAUCCACAAAGAGGACCAAGUCCUUCAACGGCCCCCUGUACAUGUUCAGAGGAAGAAUCAACACAGAGGUGAUGGAGGUGGAAAACGUUGAGGAUGGAACAGGUUCGUGCCAGCCCCACCAGUCUUCAGUUCAUAUAGGAGCAUCCACCCAUCCCUCUAUCCACACUCUUUUCAUUCAUUCAUUCAUUCAUUCAUUCAUUCAUUCAUUCAUUCAUUCAUUCAUUCAUUCAUUCAUUCAGUCAUUCAUUCAUUCAUUCAUUCAUUCAUUCAGUCAUUCAUUCAUCCAUUCAUCCAUUUUCUUUCUAUGUAUUCUUUCUUUGCUACGGUGUUAAUUAGGCUUUAUACCUGUUUGUUUCAUGUGAAUUCUUUACCCUCCCCAAGACAAUAUUUUAGAUUAGCUGGUAGAGUAGAUUACACAAAGCUAAUGAGUGUUUACAGUUUGGGUGAGGCGAUAAAAUCUUGCAUAGGUUUUUCACAUUUGAACUGCUUACAAACGGUCAGGUGAUUUUAUAUGAAUCUGAGGUCUGCACAUUGGUUCAGAGCGGAUGCACCAACCUGCAUUUCAAACCUUUGAACUAUUGGGAUGCCUGCUGUUGCAAGAACUGGCACUUACCAACUACAACACUGUUUUGUUCGUGUGGUUUAUUGCACACCAGCAUGUUAUUUUCAGGUCUUGGGUUCAGAUAUUAGUUAAAAUCAUUCAAAUACUUUAGUUGUGCUUAAUCGAGCUUGCCUGGGGCAAUAGAAAUGAUGAAGUAGGCCCUAAAAUGCUAACCCCACCGAUCUUGCACUCCAGACAGGCUCAAGGAAAUGUUCAAAGUAUUUGAAAGAUUUCAAGGACUAUUUGAACCCAGGUCUGGUUGUUUUCUGUGAGGGGGUUAUAGUUGUAGCCCUAGCUGCAGGGGUAUGAAUGCACUUCUUCUUUAAUCAUACCCAUUUUCACUCACCACACUGGCAAGAUGAAGCAUGGGUUCACAUGCCUCUUCUCUGUGCCCCACGGGCUGUUUGCUGCCUGUCGCUUCGUGCUUUCAGAGGAAACCACAAAGAAAAACAUGUUCUCUCUCCGCAUGUUUCUCAGAGAGACCAUAUAACCCGAUAGUGAGACCAAGGUCAUGUGCCAUUUUUACACUGCCAGCUUAGCUUGUGUCUGUCUAAGGUUGAUCAUGUGUUGAUUUGUAGCAUUGUAGAAGCCCAGCGAAUCACCCUUGAAAUAGCUGCACUUUUACACCAUUCCAUUGACAGUUUUAGAGUAUUAAGGACAAUACCGAGUGAAGAUGUUUGAACAAGAUUUGUGGUUUGUUCUUCAACUAAAUAUUACAACAUUGACAUGCACUGACAACCGCAGCUAGACAACAUGUAAAAAAACUCAUCCAUAUGUAAACAAAGCGAAGGCCAGUUCCUCGUUCGCUCAAGGAGACCUUUUUAGCGUGAGUGUGUAUACACGGUCACACCUCUUUCAUUGGAUGAAUGCAAUAACAUCAUCCUCCUACAUCUACUAUUGUUUGAUACCAUUCCCCAUGCACACCAAAACAUGAUUAGCUCUCCCUAUGCCUCCCUCCCUCCAGGCCAUGGGGUUUCACAUCUUUUUAUGUGACCUUUUAACAUUACACUAAUGCACCUCCAUUAGCCCAGCUCAUUCAUUAUGCAUUACAGUCACCUGGAGCCAAAUAGCUGAUAAGAUUGAGAGAGAGAGAGAGAGAGAGAGACUUUCUGUCGAGUCAGCAGAAAGAUGUAUUUUACUGCUCUGUUUGGUUGUUUUUUUUAUUAGCAGUACUUACAGAAUGAUGGAUAUUUCAACUCCAAGGUGUUUCAAAUAUAAGUGACGCUUGAGAGUGGUGUGGCCAGGCAGGCUGUAUUACCCUCCAAGUUUGUUACAACUGAGUUCAGUAACACUGCAUGUUUUAUCGGCAAGUAAAAAAGGUAGUACAGUGUUGAUAUCAAUGUCUAUCAACAGAAUUGCGGUAAAACAUUUUAAUAAAGGUUAUUUCUAGAAAAGGACUCACGUGGGGGGUGUACUGUACCAUGGUCCCUUACUUGUUUUGUUCCUCUUUUCUCAGCUGACUACCACAGCAACAACUACACGGUGACCAAUGGCUGGAAGAUCCACAACACGGCCAAGAACAAGUGGUUCGUCUGCAUGGCCAAGAACGCAGAGGACAAGCAGAAGUGGCUCGACGCCAUUUUGAGGGAACGAGAGCAGAGAGAGAGUGAGUAGAAUGAAAAGAGGGAUGUCACUCACACUCCUUCCCUCCCACCUCCAUGGAGUGUGUGAAAGAAUGCUAUCAUGUUUUCUGGUUGUACUGGCUGACCACCUAGACUGAUACAGUAUCUCAGCAAUGCUAUGCUAUGGGUUGCUAACACAAUAAGGGUUCAGAUAAACAAAUGGUUAGCGUUGCAAGAGGGAACAAAAUAAUUCCUUCUGUCUGUUGUGAGAGCUCCAAUUGUAGCACGCAUGCAUGCAAAUGAAUUGGUACAUCACUAGGGCUGUUGUGGUAUGCUUAUGGUAUGUGGAUUAUGAUACAGUAUGUCUUACUACCCAGAGUCUCUCUAGCUAGCUUUUGUUUCAUAAAUAAAGUCUUAAGAUCGUGACAUGAUGACCUAGAACUGUGUUGCCAAAUAUAUGCAGAAGAACAUGACCUGGAGUUAAACAUUCAAAGGAAAGAGCCAGUCGCUUCAUACGUUGCGAGACCCAUGUUUGCUAAUCAACACCCCUGAGAGAGAGCACUUUAUCGAGCAGUUAAUUCACAAACAAACCCAAGAUGCGCAAAAAACAGACUAUUCAAUCCCAGCCAGAGCCCAAAAAAGAGCAAUAGCAGCAGCUUGGUCAGAAACAGUAACGCACCGAGAAAGUAUUGCAACACAGUUCCCAUCACGGGUGUUGUCUAGACGUCUAUACCGUGGUAUGAAAAUGAGACUCGUAACACAUUUUGGAUGCCAUUUUUCGAACUGGUGUGGAGUGAUUGCAGACUUUUGAUAUGAAUUGGCAGCUUGGGCGCAGGUUUCCCGAACUGUGUAAUUAAUAGUGUGUUCAAAUUGAGUCACACCCAAAACAUCCAGUCACUCGAAUAAAGUUCUUAUCACUUUGUCCUCUCUAAAAAGAAUGGCACUAAAACACCACUUCAUCUGGUUAAAACAUAUGCUAUUUGCUAUAGUGUUUGACUAAAAACAUGUAUUUUGAGGAAGAUGGGUUAUUUGUUGUUGUUAAGUGUCAUUGUAAGCACACUUACUCCUCUUGUUUAAUGACUUUCCCUAAACAUUUUAGCUUACUUCCAUCUUUUGACUUCAAAAUGUAAAAGUGUCUUCUUGUGGACUAAGGACACCUGUUCAGCACUGGCCACCUGUCUUUAUGUUUGUGCGCAUUGGGGGGGGGGGGGGUGCCAAUAAAGCUUUAAAGGCUUUUACAGGAUUCUGUGGCUGUAGGCAUGCCCGGUGACACCUGAUAGCAUUGGAGGCAGAAAUCACAACAGCUUACCCCCAAGCUGUACGUGUAUGGCAAUGACUCAACUUAAACAGCCGUGGGUUUUGAACACAUAACCACACCUGGUUCUAGCUGUGUACAACAAAGCUUGAAUAUUUCAAAUGUAGCAAAUGAGCCUUCCGCAUGGACUUGAGUGAGCGGUCACAGCAGAAGUCAUGGUAUCAGCACUUGAUCCUGUGGCUAAAGUCGAGAAGUGGAACUUUCCAGAGUACAAAGGGCCAUGCUGGGUAUUGGGUUACGUUAGGCGGAAAUUGACCUGAGGCUAAUAAAUGCCAGAUCAGUCACAGUGCAGCCAACCCUACCCCCCAACCUUAACCCCAACCCCCCUCCCUGAACCCCCGGCCUAGCCCACAUCUCGAAGGUUUGACCAUGGCCAUUGCAUCCCUUUCAUCCCUGUUUCACUAUUGAUACCUGACCCAUUGUUGCAUUCCAAUUUCCCCCAGCACACCUCUUUAAAAUGGCACUGACUUCAGUUGGACGUUUUGGUUGUGGCCCCUUUAAAUACUCCCAAGACAGAGCCGUUGUUUUUGCCCUGCCAGCUGGAUGGGUCUGGGAUCAUCUUAUCAGAGCUUUUGUGGUGGUUGAGGGAAAAUUAGUGGGCUAGCAUGUUAGCCGGUUAGCUUGUGCCUGUGAGGGUGGGAAGAGGUGGCCUCUCGUCAGGCUCUGACAGCUGGGGCAGCAUCCCAGGGUUGAGGCCCCCUGCACCAAGACCAGAACCCUGUCUGUCCAAUGGCACUCUUUGUUUGAGUCCACUCCAGCUACUGUCAAGUGUAAUCCAACCACACCUCCGUCAGCGGCACCCAGCUCUGGCACACCCGCAAAUUGAGUUGGAAUUGUCAGAGUCCCAUGGUUUAGCAGGACAGAGAGGCUGACAGUGGAGUUUAGCCAGUCAGAGAGCCUGAUGAUGGAUCUCCAAAGUUCAGAGAGCCCAACGGAUAGUUUUAUCUACAGUAUAUGGUUUUGAAGCUCUAUGACAUGGUCAACCUUCAAAGGGCUCAACAUCAACUGUUGUUUUGAAUUGUCUCUGCACAUUUUUCAUAAUUUAACAUAUUUCUCACUCAGUUGUGUUGCAGCUUGCUAAACAUAACUGCUGCUCUACACCGAAUAUAUAAAAACUCAGUGGCGUCACAGUACAUUAGCAGGCGAGCGUCAAUACAGUACAUUGUUCUAGACCUGGACAGAUUAACAUCUGGAUUUCCAUCCGAAGGAGGUGGCAGAUUUGAGCCGCCAUGCUCUGUUCUUCUCCUAUCCCUGUACCGUGUCGGAUACCCCAACGAGGCCCACAGGCAGGGGCAUUGCAUCUUCUGACAGCCCGGUGACAGCCUCUCCCCCCUGGGGGCUGAAACGCGUAGACGUCAGAGGGCUGACUGGAGGAAAUGGUGGUGUCCUUCAGGGUUCGGUGUUGGGCCCUCUUGUUUUUUUUUUGGCAAUGUGAGACAAAAGCUGCUGUGACUGCUGCAGCCCCCCCGUGCCAGUCAUGGGAAUCAGCAUGGCUUGUUAUGCAGUGAGAGGAGUGAUGUAGUCUUUCUCUCAUUCACUCUCUCACCACACUGUCUCUGAAAACAAAUAUCACUGUUGGGUUAGACAACUAUUAAUAGCAGUUUCUAACACCUUAGGCUUUCGAUAAUAACAAGUCUCAUGAACUUCAUAUGCAAAAUGUUUGGUGUCUGACCCCUUGAGUUUUUCUCUGUUGGUAACAGGUCUGAAGCUGGGGAUGGAGCGGGAUGCCUACGUAAUGAUUGCCAAGAAAGGCGAGAAGCUCUACCACAUGAUGAUGACCAAGAGCCGCCACCUGAUCAAGGACCGGCGCCGAAAGCUGACUAUCGUGCCCAAGUGCUUCAUGGGAAAGUGAGUUCUUUCCCACCGAAUAGUUCACUGAUGAGUGAGGUGUCUGGGAGUUGUUUUCCUCCCUGUGUUGGCAGCCAAUCACUUUGUUGUCGGAGGCAACGAUUCCCAACGUAUACAGAAAGAGCUUCAUUAGAGAAGAGACCUUCCCUUUAACUGCAAGAGCAUAAUUUGGAAGACCCUCCCCUCAAGGUGUCUCUGUGAAUUAGCAUGAACACACACGCCACAGGAAUCAUACAUUUACCCUGCUUUCACAGUGAUAUGCACAAGCACGCACACCCAAACACACAUACAUUGCAUGAACACACACAUACAUAUAUUUUGGCAUUAACCCACACACCCACAGAAAUUAUACAUUUAGCCUGCUUUCGCAGAAAUGCUCAUGAACACACACACACAUACACUUUUGGCAUGAACACACACAGGAAGCACACAUUUAGCGUGCUUUCUCAGCAAUGCUCACUCACACAUACACAUUCACACAGCGAGCCACUGGACUGAGCAGCGCUCUCCUUUUUUCUUUCCCCCCAGUCUUUCAAUGCCAUGAAUUAACAAUGAGGGCUGGUUUGCCUUCAGUAAUGCAUUUUCCAUUAUGCCCCACAGCUCCAUAACACAGCGAGAUUCCUUUCGGGGGAAGGGAAAAAAGGGGCAAAACGGUGUUGAUCACUAGGCAUUCAUUAUGGAGUCAGUCAGCAUCCAAACCAGGAUUUCAUUAGUUUGUCAGUUGUCAUUAUGUCUUAUAAGAGUGUGAAUUUGAACCCAAAAUUCAUCUGAUACAAAAUCCUACACUACAAUCAGUGCCCUCCCAAUUCCUACUGAUAAGAGAACUCAUAAUGACAACAAAUUUUUUUCCAACAUCCUAUUUGGGCAGUUGGUCGUAUUUGGUUCUUCUUUUAGCCUUCCUCUUUCUCAGCCCAUUUCCUAAUGCAGGUUUCUUUGCUCACAUUGGUGCUUGUAUUGCAUCUUGGGUAUGGCAAUGCACCAGGACUGUAUUCAUUGGCACGAAAUGGAAGAAAAACCGGCCCAAACAGGGAGGGAUUAUUCUUAUUUUAUUGUCCAAUAAGAAACGCUUGUUUUAGUUUUGUUACAAAACAUUUUUCUAUGUUUUGCUAUUUUGUGCACUAAUGAAUACGACCCAGGUCUUGUGUAUGCUGGAUGUGCAAACUGAUGUGGUUUUCACAAGAUUAAUUCAUUUGACAGAUUAGUAUCUUGCACAAUAGAACCAACAUUUGCAAUAUCAAGUCAACAUAAGUGCUCUAUUUCACAAGCGAGUGACCUACUUGACAUUUUUACCUCCAGUCCCUUGUUCAAGAUGAAGCAAGCCUCAUGUUGACUCUGAUACAGUAUAUCCAAUAGCUAACUUAGAUGACAUCAUUGUAGCAUGCUGUAGCAAAGGAAUGUUUGAAGCUUAGGCUUGCUAGCAGAAUGUCCGAUACACACACAUAUGCAUGCAUGCACGCACACAUACACACACACGCACGCACACAUACACACACACUGAGAUAAUCCCUUAACUUUAUUGUCCACCCUCUCUCUGCUCAUCAGCUUGUUUUGCCACACACAUACACACACACACAGCCUCACUGUUCCCAUCCUUAGCAGUGAUUUACUCCUCUGUGUGACUGCUCCAGCGCCCAAAUUAACCAGCGCUAUUACGUAACAACCCCCCCCCCCUGUCCUCCACCCCACCAGAUCCACGUGAGUCCUGUGUCAAUUAGCAGCAUGUUGCUUUGAGAGCGCCACACAUACACACACACACACGCACACACACUUGCACAGAUAGACACAGACUUGUGAGAGGUGCAGUACAGAGACCUGGCUGACAAUCACUUCACACACACACACAUAUCACAGAGCUAAAAGAGCAGCAGCAGUUGGUAGGUUGUGAUUUACUCUUUUGAUGAUGGUAAAAUAUGCCCAUUGUAAAUCAGCCGGACAGGCAAGCUCAGGUGUGAGCAGAUGGCUCAAGGUGUCUCUGUGAUUUAGCAUGAACACACACGCUACAGGAAUCCCACGUUUACCCUGCUUUCAUGGUGAUACGCACAAGUACACACACCCAAACACACACUCACACUUUGGCAUGAACACACAUGCGGGGAUCACGCUUUUAGUCUGCAUCCGCAUCAGGGUAACGCACGCACACAAACAUACAAACAUUGCAUGAACACGUACAUGCAUACAUACAUUGCAUGAACACACACAUACAUAUAUUUUGGCAUUAACGCACACACAGAAAUUACACAUUUAUCCUGCUUUGGCAUGAAUGCUCAUGAACACACACACACACACACAUUCAAAUUUGGCAUGAACACACAUGCAGAGGAAUCAUACAUUUACCCUGCUUUCUCAGCAAUGCUCACUCACACAUGCACUCGCUCACAUUCACGGUUCGUCGUUCAAUGGGAAAUUGAGUUUGCUCAGUGGCAUGGAACAUGGAGAAGAGGGAAAUUUAAUUUCAUCUGCUUCAAAUAUCUGGUUUGCUCAGUGUCUCGAGGGAGAAUACACUGAGGAGAGAAAAUGCUGUAUUUAAGUAUGAGGAGGCAUAUAUAUGAAUGGUGCCACAAAAGCCAUGAAUUCAGAUUGGCACUUUUUGGAGUGAGUGAAAAAAGAAAGCGAGAAAGAGGGUGUUUAAGGCUGGUGGGAGGGAGGACAACGGGAGCAAGGGAGAAGGGGCAGAGGGAUAGAAAGGGGUAGGAGAUGUGGAAGAGGGGAUAAAGAAGGGAAGGGGGAGAGAGAAGGCACAAGUACCGUACCUUUUGGAGCGCUUACCUGUUACAAAGGGGUUUAAAAGGUGUGUGUGCCAUAUACAAUACAGGUGACUGCAUACAGUCUAAAUUGAAUAGCACUAAUAUCCAGCAUCAGGAGUGUCAGUGCCGGGCUGGAACAAAAGCCUGCACAACCUUUGCCUCACCCAGAACAGUAGUUUCCCCUCUCAUUUUGAACUAGCCUUGCCUAAAGCUGUAUCUGUAUUAUAUACUGUAAGCUGUACUGUAUUAUAUACCAUAUUCUAUACCAGUGGUUCCCAACAAGGGGUACUAGGACCCCUGGGGGUACUUGGCCUAUCCACAGGGGGUACUUGAAAAGACUGAAAUGCACAUGAGAAGGUACUUAAGGGGUACUCUGGGCAGAGCAAAAUCAGUCAGUCUGGACCCCAGGAAGACUAGCUGUCAUCAUGGCAUCAGCAAAUGGGGAUCCCAAUAAUGAAUAAUUAAAUAAUUUAUUGGGAUCCCCAUUUGCUGAUGCCAUGAUGACAGCUAGUCUUCCUGGGGUCCAGCCUGACUGUAUCCCAUAAUAUUGGAUCUGUGUGGCUCAGGGUUCGAUUCCUGCUGGGGCCACAUCACACAAAAAAUGUAUGGACUCACUUUGGAUUAAAGCAUCUUCUAAAUGGCAUUUGGUCUAUUGUCUUUUAAACUCUUAGAACAUUGUUUUGUAUUUUCUUCUGUGCAAAUAAAUAUGGUCUACAUUAUUAUACUAAAGUGUUGUGUCCUUGUCCCCACAGUGAGUUUGUGUCGUGGCUGAUAGAGAGUGGAGAGAUCAGCAAGCCAGAUGAGGGGGUCAACCUGGGUCAAGCUCUGCUGGAGAACGGAAUCAUCCACCAUGGUGAGAGAACCGCCUCUGUCCUUCAUACCAUUCUGUCAUUCUUUCGGGCUUUUCCCACCUCUCACUUUUUUCUCUCUCCCUCUAUGGUUCUCUUUUUCUCCCUCGUUCUCUCUCUCUCUCUCUCUCUCUGUCUCUCUCUUGCUCUCUCUCUCAUUCUAUAUAUGUUUCUCUCUAUUUCUCCCAAUCUUUUUUCUCUUCCUUCUCUCUUUCCAUAUGCCUUAUUAUUUGCACUUCAUGGGUGUAUUUGUUAG
This is a messenger RNA of Coregonus sp. 'balchen', 35735 nucleotides long. NCBI's taxonomy places the organism in Eukaryota, Metazoa, Chordata, Actinopteri, Salmoniformes, Salmonidae. The record is from the annotation of a GenBank genome assembly.